AUGAAUAUUAAUAACAACGAAAAUAAUGAGAAAACUAACUUCCCGAAUUAUGAAAAGGCAGUAAACGAAUUUCUGUCUGACAUUGAAAUACAAUUAAUCAGUAGCAAAAAUACGUUAUUCACCAUAAAAAGAUUCCUCGCAGCAACUAACUCCAAUGAACCCGAAAUGAUCAAAUACCUAAUAAAUCACAAUUAUCAACCUCCGCAAAAUCAAGUAAUUCUUGGCGUAUUCUAUUUAAAAAAGAACAAAAAGCGAAAAUCCUUCGAAGAAUUUAAGAAAGCAGCCGAGUCAAAUAAUCCUCACGGACAAUAUCUCCUCGGGUACUGCUAUAGUGAAGGAAUCGGUGUACUUGACAAAGAAGCCGCAGUUUAUUGGAAACAACAAGCGGCAAAACAACGGGUCCCAUCUGCUUGUUAUUAUCUAGCAUGCCAUUAUCAUUAUGGACAUGGGAUUAAAAAGAGUGAAUUAAAUUAUUAUUAUCUUUUGCAUAAGGCGGCGGAACGUGGACAUCUUCGCGCUACGUUAGAGCUUGCCAAUGCGUAUAAUCGAGGCUUUGGCACUUUAAGGGAUAAACAUAAAUCCCUUUAUUGGCUGAGUAAAGUAGCAAAUGAUUUUGUAGCUGUGAAUUAUAUGUAUGCAAUUUUUAAUUAG
This is a messenger RNA of Ambispora gerdemannii, 651 nucleotides long. The record is from the annotation of a GenBank genome assembly. Lineage: Eukaryota; Fungi; Glomeromycota; Glomeromycetes; Archaeosporales; Ambisporaceae.